Calypte anna (Anna's hummingbird) is the source of this 2316-nucleotide messenger RNA. RefSeq names its product ligand of Numb protein X 2. The transcript is spliced from 11 exons. Gene Ontology annotation, molecular function: protein binding; metal ion binding; ubiquitin-protein transferase activity. The record is from RefSeq and is a predicted model, not a curated record. NCBI's taxonomy places the organism in Eukaryota, Metazoa, Chordata, Aves, Apodiformes, Trochilidae. Bases 79 to 2217 code for a protein of 712 amino acids.
GGGGGUGAAGGAGCGAGCGAACUCCUUUUCCCGCCUCCGUCUCCUACAGACCAGCAGAGUCCACCAGAGCAGCAGCCUAUGAACACGCUGGGCUUCCACCAAGUCAGUCAGACAGCUGCUGUGUGCCAAGUCCCCUUGCUGCUGGGCUGUGAGUGCCUGAUGCUGGCUGUCAUGGCUGACCCCACAGCAGAAGAUCCCACGUCCCAACCCAAUGAACUCUGCUGUGAGUGUGGUCAAUUCCACCUCUUGCUGGACAAUCAUCUCUACAACUUCCAGGACGAAGUGGACGACGAACUCAUCUGCCACAUCUGCCUCCAGCCUCUGCUCCAACCUAUGGACACCCCCUGUGGCCACACGUACUGUUUCAAGUGCCUGGAAAACUUCAUGCAGGAGUAUAACUUUUGUCCUAUGGAUAGGAAGAAGCUCUCUUUCCAGCAGUGCCACAAAUCCAGCCUCCUGGUACGGAACCUGUUGGAUAAGCUGGUUGUGCUCUGUCCUUUCAAGGCAGACUGCCAGCAGACCAUGCAGCGCUGUGAACUGGAAGCUCAUCUGCAGAACAGGUGUCCUGGGUUCAAGAAAUACAAAUCUGAACUCCAGAGGAAAAAGAAUCCCAUUUCCAAAGGGAAGGAAGAUCCUCCUACCAAGGCAGAGACAACACCACCCAAAGAUCCAGAGGUACCAAGUGGAGGAUCAUCACUGGUGGCAGAAAGCUCUGCAGCUGCUGUGGUAUCACUAGGGACUGCAGAGCCUGGACUGGUAAAUCCAGCUUUUGAGGAGACUGAAGAAGACCUCCCCCAGAGAACCAGCCUUGUGGCUGAAACAACCACCAUUGAAAUCCACCGAGAAGACCCCGAGGAAGAGCUGGGGAUGAGGAUAGUUGGGGGUAAAGACACCCCACUAGGAAACAUUGUUGUUCAAGAAGUCCUGAGGGAUUCUGUCAUUGCUGCAGAUGGCAGAAUAGCACCUGGGGACCAUAUUCUUGAGGUGAACGGUGUCAACAUCAGCAGUGUGACUCACUGCCAAGCUGUCUCCUUCCUGCGCCACCCAGGUCCUGUUCUCCACCUCAUGGUCCUGCAGGAGAAGGGUUUUUCCAAUAAGACUGCACAGCAGGAUUCCUCUUCCACAAAUCGGGAAGUGAUCCACGUGACCCUGAUAAAGAGGGAGCGCUCCGAGCCCUUGGGGAUCAAACUGAUCAGGAAGACAGAUGAGGCAGGGAUUUUUAUUCUAGAUCUGUUGGAGGGAGGUUUGGCAGCCAAAAAUGGGAAGCUGAGUCGGAAUGACAGAGUCCUGUCAAUAAAUGGCCAGGAUUUGAGGCAAGGAACACCCGAGGCUGCUGCACAGAUAAUCCAGACCAGUGACUCAAGAGUCAACUUCGUGGUCUUGAGGCAACCAGGCAUGCAGCUGUCUGACCCAGUAGAAGAUGGCAGCACAUCAAACAGCAGCAGCAGCAGCAGCAGCAGCAAUGGAGGGAGCCCCGUGCACCACCGGAGACGACCGGACCAGAACCACUACAGGCGAAAAUCUAACUACCAGAAGGAUUUGCCUCAGGGAUAUGCGAGUCAUGAGAAGACAGUUGCAAUAAAAAAGGAACCAAAGGAGUCGUUAGGAAUAACAAUUGGAGGUGGAAGGGAUAACAAAAACAAGCUCCCUAUCUAUGUAACAAGCGUGCAGCCCAUUGGAUGCCUCUUCAGAGAUGGCAGAAUCAAGAGAGGAGAUGUACUUUUGAGCAUAAAUGGCAUUGACUUGACUCACCUGAACUACUAUGAAGCUGUCUCAGCACUGAAAUCCAAUGCAGCUUCCCACUCAGUUACACUAAAAGCCCUAGAAAUUGUAUCAUUGAACUCAACAGAGCUGUCUCUGGAUAUCAAGGAGCAAGGAUUCAGUUGGUCUCCCCUCUGGAUCUCGUGGCUUGGCUUGCCCAGCUACCUCCACUGCUGUCAAGAUAUUGUCCUCAGCAAAGGCAACCUGGAAAGCUGGGGCUUCAGCAUUGUUGGAGGCUUUGAGGAAAGCAAAGGGAACCAACCCUUCUUCAUCAAAACCAUCGUGCCCGGGACUCCUGCCUUCCGGGACAGGAAACUCAAGUGUGGAGAUGAGAUAGUGGCAGUAAAUGGAGUGCCAGCCAUAGGAAUGAGCAACUCGGAACUAAUCCCAAUGCUGAAGGAGCAAAGGAACAAGGUGACACUCACUGUGGUCUCCUGGCCAGGAAGCCUCGUGUGAGAAACACCCAGGAGGUUCAGGUAUUGUUUGGCCAUCACACCAAGUGAAACGUGGGACACCUAAACCCAAGGGAAUGCUGAACUCUUGCAACACAGCACC